UUUUUAUCAGUGCUACUUUGAGUUAGGAAGUAAUCUAGACACAGCUGCAUGUGGUAACAGUUACAGCCCAAACUGAAUGUAUCAUUUCAUCUCUAUUUAAGAAGAAUGGAUUCACUACAUCAUCAAAGUCACUUCAAAAAGAUUUAAUUCAAAGACAGCAGUGAACUGGCAAGGAAGUUAUUUCUUCUUAAAAUGCAGUCUUGCUUUAAACAGAUUUCUUAAAGGAAAUGAAAUAAGUUCAAAUCAUUGGGAAGAAUGGACAUAUGAAGUUUAAAAGUUGUACUGAAAGCAACAAGCCUGAAUCUGAAAUCCAGAUGGACAAGUUGUGACAAUUUACUUUGAACAAACUACAACUUUAUUUUUCAGUAGUCAACGAAAUGAAGACAGCUCAUCUCACCUGGACAUUCUGAAUGUGAAUUUAUUAAGCUGGCAAUCUGGUUUCUUAGAGAUCACCCACGCAGAUUUUCUCUAAAGAGAACGUUUCAAGAAAGUAACCACUUUUCUCUGUUAAGAGUAGCUGGCAAACUUUAAAGACAACAUUGCAUCAAAGCUUUUACCGGAGAGGCGGUAGCUGCACCUUUCUGCCCUGAGUGGGGGUAGAUUGCGGGGACUGAAGGCAAACCCUAACGGGACUCUUCCUGCCGGACAAAAUACGUUUUAGAUAGUUCCCUGCCCAGCGCCAGGAUGUCUGGUUUUCUCCGGGUAUGCUCGCUGAUGAUCUCCCUACUGAAUGUCAUUUACUGUUUGCCCCCGCCGUCUGGGGAAGGUGGUUCGACCCUCGCUGUAGUAUUUGAUGUCACCGGCUCAAUGUAUGACGAUUUACAACAGGUAGUGGAAGGCGCAUCUCGCAUCCUGGAGAAGACACUGAGUAGUAGAGAAAAAGCCAUUCACAACUUGGCACUUGUACCAUUUCACGAUCCAGAGGUUGGACCAGUCAUGAUUACUGAGGAUCCUAAAGAGUUCCAGAAGGAGCUUCGUGAGCUAUACGUUCAGGGGGGUGGAGACUGUCCAGAGAUGAGUAUAACUGCAAUCAAACUAGCCAUGGAGGUGUCUUUGCCAGGAUCUUUCAUUUAUGUUUUUACAGAUGCUCGUGCAAAGGACUACAAACUUACACAAGAUGUUCUGCAGAUGAUACAACUGAAACAGUCACAGGUUGUUUUUGUGCUAACAGGUGACUGUGGCAGCCGAACACAUGCUGGAUAUAAGGCGUAUGAGGAGAUUGCAGCCACAAGCUCGGGGCAGAUCUUUCAUUUGGAUAAGCAGCAGGUUGAUGAGGUGCUGAAGUGGGUAGAACAGGCAGUGCAGGCCUCAAAGGUCCACCUACUAUCUACAGAUCAUGAAGAUGGAGGGGAGCACACAUGGAAGGUGCCCUUUGACCCCAGUCUUAAGGAAGUAACCAUCUCUCUGAGUGGACUUGCACCAGUAAUAGAAGUCAGAGAUCCAUCUGGACAACUUGUACUGACAGGUCAGGGUCUGAACAAUUUGUUGGAUCUUCCAAAUUCCGCCAAAGUGGUUAAUACAAAAAAGCCCAUGCCAGGACUCUGGACCAUCAAGCUAAAGAGCAGUGGCCGUCACUCAGUGAGAAUCACAGGGGUCAGCUCUCUGGAUUUUAGAGCUGGAUUUGCAACAAAAGACACCACAGAUUUCAGUAAAACCAGUAGACGGCCAGUUCAAGGAGCCUCAGUGUUCAUGCUGCUUAACUGUACCGGACUGAAGCCCCCAGGACAGAUACAGCUUGUGGAGUUUAUCAGCACUUCUGGACAAUCACUGAAGUCCAUGUCAGUCAACAGCUCUUCUCUUACUACCUCCAGUCACCUAUGGAGUGUCUCAGAUUUUGUUCCACCAAGGGAGAACUUCUUCCUGAAAGUGACUGGUAAUGACAGACUAGGCUAUGCAUUCCAACGUCUCUCCAGUGUCUCUUACUCAAGUAUUAGUCCACGGCCACCAAUAGUGACAAUGCCCCGGAAGAUCCAGGGAUUUUAUUUACAACCACUAACAGUUUUUUGCUCAGUGGACAGUGACAUUGCAUAUACACUGAGGAUUCUCAAGGAUGGAAAACGUCUAGAGCAGGAUCGCAUCUAUGAUGAAUCUAUUAAUGCCACAUGGGAAAUUCCUGAAGCAGCUGGUGUGGAUGAAGGCCUUUACGAAUGUGUUGCAGUUAGCAGUGCAGGAACAGGGCAAGCCUACACCUAUGUUGCUAUCACAGAGCCUCCACCCAGUAUGGGGCCUAGUCAAAAUAUAACAGCAUUGCUUCAUGAGCGAAUCAUCUUGUCAUGUCCUGUCCGAGGGACUGUCCGCUAUAACAUGACAUGGCUACAUGAAGGAAAAGAACUUCCAGCAAAUUCAGAAAGGGUGAGAGUCUCCCCAGACUUAUCACUGGAGAUUAUAAGAGUACAGCCUCAAGACUCUGGACAGUACGUAUGCAUUGCCAGCAAUCACCAUGGUUCCAGUAGGAGCUCCAUCUGGCUCUUCAUUUUAGAGGCCCCGCGUGCAUUUGUCAGUCCCAUUUCACAGAGCUUUGUCACAGGAGCAGAUGUGACAAUCACCUGUUCUGCGUCUGGUUACCCAGUUCCUCAGAUCAUUUGGGAAUUUGAAAAUGCCUUCUUCUUGAGAAGCUACAGGCAUCCUGUAAAUGAGCAAGGUACCCUGACCAUAAAGAAUGCUGCCAAAGAAGAUGCUGGAAGAUACACAUGCAUUGCUUCAAACAGUGGAGGAGCAGACAGGCAGUCUAGUACAUUGUUGUACACAGAGCCUCCAGUUAUCACAGUGGCAAAACAAAACGUACUGGUUGCAGCUGGAGAUGAAGCUAUUCUGAAGUGCUUUGCCAGUGGCAUUCCCCAUCCAGUUGUUAGGUGGUAUAAAGGGAAGGAAUUGGUGAGAUACGGAGAGUUUGGCACACACCAGAGUACUCUACAAUUCAGGGAGACCCAACCAAAAGACACUGGACGCUAUACAUGUGUUGCCUCCAAUGAAGCAGGCAAUUCUUCAGCUGUGAUCAUUCUGGAUAUUGGGAGGGCUCCUGCAUUCUCUAAGGUGCCAUCAGACGUCUCUGUAGAUAUUGGUGGUAGUAUUGCACUAACGUGUGCUGCUGAUGGACUCCCACCACCAAAGAUCACAUGGCACAAACAAGACGGAAAGCCUGUUUUUUCCAGUGAUGGAUCCCUGAGUUCAGCGAAACAACUGCAGUCAGACAACUUGUUCAUAAAAAAUGUCUGGGCACAUGAUGAUGGUGUCUUUAUCUGUGAAGCACAAAACCAGUUUGGGACUAUCCAAGCUGAAGCAAGAGUCACAGUGACUAACCUAGUUGUUCCAAUCAUUGCAGCCAGUGCUUCCACAGUGAAUGUUCUGGAAGGUCAAUCCUUCACAUUACUAUGUACAGUUCUGGCAGGAAAUCCACCUCCGAGCCAACGCUGGUCAAAAGAUGGAACACCACUGGCUUCAAACAGCCGUAUGACCGUUCAACGGGAUGGAAGCUUUCACAUAGCAGAAGCUUUGCCAAAGGAUGCAGGAAACUACGUUUGUGAUGUCACCAGUAUUGCUGGUUCUUCUAAUAAGUCCAUCACUGUCCAUGUACUUGUCUUACCAACUAUUUAUACUGGGCCUUCCCACUUCACCACAAAUGAGGGUGUAGACGUUACCUUGCCAUGUGAUUCCAUUGGAUUUCCUGAACCAUCCGUGGUGUGGUCUAAGGGAAGAAAAGCCAUUUCCAGUGGUAGUGCCAACUAUUACAUUACAGCAGCAGGAAGUCUUGUUAUAACUGCACCAUCAUUGGAAGAUUCUGGUGUCUAUGUGUGCAGAGCAACAAAUGCAGCCGGUUUUGCAAGCCAAGAAGUACACCUUUCCAUUUACACCAAACCCAGAAUUGGUGGAAGUACUCCAGAAAUGGUUAACAGCCCAUUAGAAAUCAUUGCAGCUGCUGGCACAGAGGUUAUACUUCCUUGCGAGGCAGAAGGCUCUCCAUCCCCUCUAAUGUCAUGGACCAAAGACUCUCGUCCACUUUUACUGAGAUCAGCAAGAUACAAUCUCCUUCCUUCAGGGUCAUUGAUUAUUUCUGAAACCAGAUUGAAAGACAAUGGAGUAUACACAUGUUUUGCAGAAAAUCCAGCUGGAAAUGCCUCUGUCAGCUACUACUUGAAGGUUCAAGUUUCUCCAAAAAUUCGCCCAUACCCAAAGAUACUGAAGGCAUUAGUGGGGCAGACAAUCAACCUUCCGUGUGUGGCUUAUGGUGAUCCAGUUCCUAAGUUCAAGUGGUACAAGGAUGAUGAACCACUCCACACUGCACAAGAACUGUCCCAAGAAGGACCUGAUGGUACAGUCAAAAUCGCUCCUGUCCAGCUUUCAGAUGCAGGGAAAUAUGUCUGUGUCGCUACUAAUGGUGCUGGACGGGAUGCAAGUGAUAUUACCUUGCAAGUGCUAGAACCCCCAGUUUUUGAGGAUUCCGAUGAUACAGUUCUUGAACAGAAGGCUCAUGAAAAAGUUAUUUUAAAUUGUGUCAUCAGAGGCACUCCACCACCUGUAAUUCAGUGGAUAAGGAAUGGUCUGGAACUUUCUGGUAAUGAAGCAGGUAUUGCUGUACUGGAAAAUGGGUCUCUUCUGAUUGGUUUAGUUUCCUCCUCAGAUGCUGGAGAUUAUGUAUGCAGAGCAACCAAUGAAGCUGGUUCUGCUCAAAAGAAGUACAGGAUGAAAGUGUUAGCACCACCUGAGAUUAAGGAUGACGGCCAGCCUCAGAACAUCUCUGUACUGAUCCAUCUGCCCCUGACCCUAGGCUGCUAUGCUACGGGCAUCCCAAGUCCAGCCAUAACGUGGUAUAAGAACGGGCAACCGGUUUCCAGAGCUCAGGGAUUACAGAUUCUAAAUGAGGGCACCACUCUUAAUAUUUACAGAGUUCAGACAGAAGAUUCUGGAACAUACUCGUGCAAGGCAGUUAACAAACUUGGGGAAGAUGAGAGACAUUUUGAUGUCCUUGUUGCUGUUCCUCCUACAAUUCAUGGAUUUGGUAGACUGCAAGAGAUCUCUGCUGCACUUGGUUCUCAAGUGGAACUGCGCUGUCAGGCUACAGGGAUCCCACCUCCUUUUAUUGAGUGGAUUAAAGAUGGAAAGGCUGUGUCUAAGCUAGACUCUAAUUUAGAGUUUCCAAAUAAUGGACAGGUUAUGAAGAUCAUCUCUUCCCACCCAGGAGACCAAGGAAUGUAUCAAUGCCUUGCAGUGAAUCAAGCCGGCCAGCGUGCUCUUAGCUUCCGAGUCACAAUUAAUGCACAACCUACAAUCCGGGGAUCAAACCAAACAACAGAGCUGAGUGUGCUAUUGAAUGAACAUGCAAAGCUGCAUUGUGAUGUUCAGGGAGCUCCAGUGCCUAGAAUCAGCUGGUUAAAGGACAGUCUCCCCCUUGCGUCAAACUUUAAAACAACUUAUUUGGAAAAGGGGCAGAUUCUGCAGAUUAGCAAGUCUCAGAUAUCCGAUGCUGGUAUUUACACAUGCCGUGCAUCUAACAGCAUUGGAACAGCAGAGAAAAAGUUUAAGCUGAAUGUUUAUGUUCCUCCUAAUAUGGAAGAAAGUAAAGAUGCACUAAAGAAAGUGAGAGUAACAGCCGGGCAGUCACUGGUGCUAAAAUGCUCUCCAACUGGGCAUCCUCCUCCUGUACUUUCCUGGCACAAAAAUGGACUUCGCUUGCUUCCUAGUGAGCAUUUGCAGAUUCUUAGUGAUGGGAAGAUCCUGAAGAUUGACCAGGCCUCAGAGAGUGAUGCUGGCAGUUACAUGUGUUUAGCCAGCAGUACAGCAGGGGAGCAAGAACUAGAGUAUUCAGUUGAAAUUCAAGUUCCUCCGCAGGUGCUCACAGGCAAAGAAGAUGGCUUUGUGACAGCAAUAGUACACAGUUCACUGGAGCUCACCUGCCAUGCAGUGGGACAUCCCCCACCAGAGAUUAAGUGGUUUAAGAACAGUCAGCCAAUUGAAAUACACACCGAUAUGUGGACAUCUGCUGAUGGACGUAUUCUUACAAUUAAUCCAGUAAAAAAUGACCAUGCAGGAGAGUACAUGUGUACAGCAAGUAAUGAGGCAGGAGAUGCCAGUGGAGAGUUUUCUGUACUGGUACAAGAACCUCCGUCAGUGACAGUUGUUGGGGAUAAAACUGUUUUUGCACUGCUUGGUUUCCCUGUGACUCUUCAGUGUUCAUCGACUGGGCUUCCUCCUCCUACAUUCACCUGGAUGAAAGAUGAUAUACUUCUGUCUGCAUCUGGUAACAGCCUUCAGAUAAAGAAGGCAAGUUUGUCUGAUGAAGGUAAUUACUCCUGCAUCGCAACAAAUGCUGCUGGUGAGGAUCGACAAGAGGUGGUGCUGGCUAUUCUGGUGCCGCCUAACAUUGAACCCACAGAUGUAAACCUAACAGUCAGAGAAAGGCAUACUGCGUUAUUUGAGUGCCUGGCAUCUGGGACACCCUUACCAGAGAUAUCAUGGUACAAAGGAAGCCAUCUGCUUUCUGUGGGGCCAAGGAUUUCCUUCUUUAAAGGUGGAAGACAGCUGACAAUCAAUGAUGUACAGAUUUCAGAUGCAGGAAGCUAUCGCUGUGUAGCAUCUAGUACCGUGGGAAGGACUGAACUGUGGUACAGCCUUCAGGUCAAUGUACUCCCAGUAGUAGAGGUGCUGCAGAACUCCGUGAUUGUUCUGGUCAGUCAGCCAGUUCUUUUGGAGUGUGAUGCCACUGGUGUUCCUGUACCAACAGUGACAUGGCUAAAGGAUGGCAUUCCUAUUUCAACAGUAACUAAUGGAUUACAGGUUCUGUCCAAUGGAUGGACGCUGUCUAUUGAGAAAGCUCGCAUUUCUGAUUCAGGCACGUAUUCCUGUAUUGCCAGCAAUACUGAGGGAGAGGACAGCCAAGAUAUCACCUUGCACGUUCAGCUUUCCCCAAGCAUAUUAGGAGAAGAGCAGAAUGUUUCAGCCUUGGUCAACACUUCCUUGACCCUGGAGUGUCAGAGCCACGCAAUCCCACCUCCCACCCUUCAGUGGUUGAAAGAUGGACACCCACUCGUUUUAAGGAAAGGUGUCGGUAUCACACAAGAUGGUAGCCUUCUUCAGAUUGAAAGAGCGCAAGUUAAGGAUGCUGGACGAUAUACUUGUGAAGCAAGAAACAAUGCUGGACAGACAGAGAAACACUUUAAUUUAAAUAUCUGGGUUGCACCAUUUUCCUCCUCUUCAACCAACAUCAUUACUUUGACAGUAACCGAAGGUCAUAUAGCCAACCUGGCCUGUGAGUUUGAUGGAAUCCCUUCCCCUUCUCUUACCUGGAAAAAAGAUGGGGUUCCCUUGUCUGGAAACAACACCAGCCGAGUGCUCGUGCUCUCAGGAGGAAGACUGCUGCAGAUACUGAAGGUCCAGGCUACAGAUAAGGGGUCUUAUACUUGUGAAGGAACGAACAUUGUAGGAACCAACCAUAUAGACUAUACUCUAGAGGUGCAUGUUUUGCCAAGGAUUGAAAAUGGCAGCAAAUGGCCAACUGAUAUUUCAGCAAACAAGGGUGCUACAAUGAUGUUAGAGUGUAAAACCACUGGGAUACCUCAACCAGUAGUGACAUGGCUAAAAGAUGGUCGACCUUUACCAGCCAGGCAACGCUUCUCCAUUCAGAAUGCAGGACAGUUACUACAGAUUCGCCAGGCCGAUGUCCAUGAUGCAGGUCGUUAUACCUGCAGAGCAUUGAAUGUUGCAGGUCAAGCAGAGAAGAAGUUUGAUUUGACUAUCCAGGUUCCCCCCUUCCUCACUGGGGUUUCAGAUGCACCAGAAAUAGUUACAGCCCUUCUACACAGCCCCUUGACCCUGAUGUGUGAAGCUACGGGGAACCCACCACCUAUCAUAAACUGGUUUCGGAAUGGAUCACCUAUCAGACCAAGUGAAGAAUUGCAGCUCCUUUCAGGUGGGCGCUGGCUGAAACUGACACAUGUGCGAAAUCAUGAUGAUGGAAACUACACCUGUGUCGCCAGCAGUGCAGCUGGAAAAGUCGAGAAGAAUUUCAUGGUGGAUGUAUGGGUUCCUCCUAGCAUUGAAGGUGAAGAUGAAGUUGAAAACCUAAAGGUGAAAGCAGAGCAGUCCAUCAAUCUGACCUGCAGAACAAUUGGUAAUCCAAAACCAAAGAUCACUUGGCUUAAAGAUGGUUCUGUGUUAGUGGACCAAGGCAGCCAUCAUCUGUCAUCAGAUAGCUCCGUUCUGCACAUUACAAAUGCUACCCUAUUUUACAGUGGCCAUUACACUUGCAUGGCAUCUAACAGCAUAGCUGACAGAACAAAACACUAUCAGAUUAACGUCCUAGUAAGCCCUACAAUACCUGGUGUGACUCAGGAUGAUGCUACAGAAGAUGUUGUUGUGAUCCUCAAUAACCCAACAUCCCUGAUUUGUGAAGCUUUAGCCUACCCUCCCCCUACUGUCACCUGGCUAAAAGAUGGUUCUCCCUUCCUGGCUUCUAGAAACAUACGCAUUCUUCCAGGGGGAAGAGGACUGCAGAUCCUGAAUGCCCAGGAAGAGGAUGCUGGAAGGUACACCUGCAUAGUUACAAAUGUAGCUGGAGAAGCUGUGAAGAACUAUGAAGUGAAGGUCUUCAUCCCCCCUCAGAUUCUGAAAGGUGAUCAGUUGCUCGACAGUUUCGGUGCCAGAGAGGUGAAAUUGAAAAUAAACAGCACCCUGACUUUACAGUGCGACUCCAGGGCUGUACCAGCCCCAACAUUACGCUGGUACAAGGAUGGACUGUUGCUGGAAGAUAAUGUCCAUCUCCAAAUUGAGGAUGAAGGCAAAAUUCUAAAAAUUAAGCACACAAAAAUAACUGACACUGGUCGUUACACUUGCAUAGCAACAAAUGUGGCCGGAGAAGAUGAGAAGGACUUUGAUGUAAACAUUCAAGUACCCCCUGUAUUCCAGAAAAUAAAUGGAGGACAUGCUGCUUGGGAGGCAGCGUAUCGUGAGAAUGAUUACCACGAUAUUAUCGAACGUCGUGAGGUUACGACUGGUGAUUCUGUUUCAUUAUACUGUGAUAGUAAUGCCAUUCCACCUCCAAAGCUUACAUGGUACAAAGACAACAAACCUCUCUCUGCUGCUAGUGAAGGAGUACUGAUAUUACCAGGUGGGCGCCUGUUGCAGAUCGCAUCAGUGAGACCAGAGGAUUCUGGGACAUAUACUUGCAAAGCUGUCAAUGAAGUGGGAGAGAACAACCUUCACUAUGAAUUGUCAGUUCUAAGUAUCCCUGUGAUACAUGGAGACAAAGACUUUGCAGAAGAAGUGGUCGUAACUGUCAACAGUACAGCUCAACUGCACUGCAAAGCUGUUGGUAACCCUGAGCCAGUGAUAUCCUGGCUAAAAGAUGGACUUCCCCUCAAUACAAGUCACAGACAUCGGAUACUAAAUGGAGGACAAACAUUAGAGAUCUUGGCUGUGCAUCUUCCUGAUGUUGCUGGUUAUGUCUGUGUAGCAGAAAAUCGGGCAGGUUCAACAGAGAAACUAUUCACUCUGACUGUACAAGUUCCACCCAGGAUUAUUGGAGAAAAAUCUGAACAGGCAAGUGUGAUAGUGAAGAAUGUGGUUUCGCUGACAUGUGAUGCCUAUUCUUACCCACCCCCAGAAAUUACAUGGUUCAAGGGCGGAAGGCCUUUCCAGCCCAGCGUGGAUUCCCAUUUCUUAAACGGUGGACAAGUCCUACAGAUUUCUCAAGCUAAACUUACUGAUGCAGGAGAAUAUGUCUGUGUGGUGACAAACCCAGCUGGGAAGGAUGAAAAGCAUAUUCAUCUAAAUGUCUAUGCCCCACCCACUGUAAAGGAACAGUCUGACAAACGGCAGGAGGUAAUCGUUAUGAGGAAAGGGGAAACUGUUGAACUGCACUGUGAGUCUGAUGCUGUACCAGAACCCACAAUUAGUUGGUAUAAGAAUGGACACCAGGUGGUGACAGUGAGUGAGGCUCGAACCUUGUCAUCGGGUCAGAUGUUGAAGAUUCAAGACAUUCAGAUGUCUGAUGGUGGGCUUUACGUCUGCAAGAUUACAAAUAUUGCAGGGCAAGCAGAGCAAGCCUUCCAGCUGAAGGUUCAUGAUCCACCAACCUUUGAAGAUUUCAAUGAAGAGCCUGUGAUUCCAAGCUUAGGAGGCCCUGUCACCUUGUCUUGUGAAGCUACUGGUAUACCUACACCAGUCAUCACAUGGAUGAAAGAUGGAAAGCCAAUUGACAACACUAUGGGUUGGAGAUUGGUUUCUGGAGGUAGCAGAUUACAUACUUCCCAACUGAAGGUUACUGAUGAUGGCACAUACACCUGUGUGGCGAAAAACUCCGAGGGAGAGGCACACAAGAGCUACAUUUUAACUGUGCAAGCUGCUCCACGUAUCAAGGCUCAUACAACAGAGUACAGAGUUGUCCUGGGUUACUCAAUUGCCUUACACUGUGAGGCUGAAGGACAUCCCAAACCGAAGGUCACAUGGCAUAAGGAUGGUAGACCAGUUCCUGAGAACUGGCGCAUGAGGAUUUUAGAGAAUGGAACCUUAUGGAUAUCGCAAACAAAGAGUAAUGAUGCUGGGCGUUAUGUUUGCAAAGCAGGAAAUGCAGUCGGCACUUUCAGUCAGGAAAUGAUGCUGAUUAUUAAUGUGUUGCCAGUGAUUUCAACUACUCAGACAGAGCUGUCAGUCAUUAAGGGCUUUCAAGCUGUAUUGCCCUGCACUGCCCAGGGACUGCCUGAACCAAAGGUAUCAUGGGACAAAGAUGGAGCACCAUUACAAGAUAUCAUUGGGAAAUUCACAGUGUUACCAUCUGGAGAUAUGAUACUAGAAAACGUCAUGCCAGAAGAUAGUGGCAACUACACGUGCACUGCAGUAAAUGCAGCUGGGAAGGCCAGGCAUUCGAUAUACCUCACCAUCCAGGUUCCUCCCACAUUUACUGAAGUACCUGGAGAUAUGUCUUUGAACAAGGGGGAAAGGCUUGUCCUGACCUGUGCUGCUAAAGGAAACCCUCUCCCUGUCAUCAGCUGGACUUUCAACAACAGACAAGUGGCAGGAAUCUCUGAGAAGGAAGGCCGCAGUACCUUGGAAGUAAAAGAAAUAUCAAAAAGUAAUGCUGGAACCUAUGUCUGCACAGCUGAGAACAGAGUUGGGCUCAUCAAAGCAAUUGGCUUUGUUAACAUCAAAGAAGCACCGGUUCUACGUGGAGAGUUAAAUUCAUACCAGAUGGAGCCACUGGGUGGGAAUGCAGUCCUGAACUGUGAAGUACAUGGUGAUCCAAAGCCAAUUAUCCACUGGAAUAGAAAUAGUAGGCCUUUACCUGUUAAUAGCCACAUGCGUCAGCUAUCCAAUGGAUCCUUGAUCAUCUACGGCACAGAGAACAGUGACGCUGGGGAAUACAGGUGUGUGGCAGAGAACGAGGUGGGAGUCGUAGAGAAAAAGGUCACCUUAAUGUUACAGAGUGCCCCUUAUUUCACUGUGAAGCCCGUGGACACCAUUGUAAGUGCUGGCGGCCAUGUCUCAUUGCAUUGCCAAGCUGCUGGAGAGCCGUCACCCGCUGUUGAAUGGACUUGGGAGGGAAAGCCUCUUCAUGAGAGCGAUCGUGUUACAAUUCUGCCCAAUGCUACCUUGCGGAUUGCUGCUGUGGAGAUAGAUGAUAUGGGAAAGUAUGAAUGUGUGGCCCGCAAUCUCAUGGGAUCAUCUUUCAUGGGAAUCACACUAACGGUACAAGUUCAUGGUGGCUUUUCUGACUGGCUGGAGUGGGGACCUUGUAGUGUUUCAUGUGGCCAAGGAGUUCAAGAACGAAUCCGUCUCUGUAACAACCCUGUUCCUAUGAAUGGAGGUCAGUCCUGCAAGGGUCAAGAUGUGGAAUCAAGGACAUGUGAAGCAAAACCAUGUCCAGGUAUCAGCAUGAAGGCAAAGGGCAGCCUGAUUGGUAACAUCAAUGAACAGGAAUUUGGUAUUGCAUACCUCAGCGCAAACAUAACCGAGGAUGCAGAAUCAGGGAUCGCCAAGAUUGAAGGGACCUUUCAAAAUAUUCCCCCAAGUGUUGGUCCGUUACUGAGAGUUUUGGUGGCUGUCUUUACUCCACUUUACUGGUCAAUGGCCUACCAGAACAGCAACACUUUAAAUGGAUUCUCCAUGACAAGAGGUAUUUUCCGUCAGGAGUCGCAGAUUGAAUUCAGCACAGGAGAAGUUCUUCGAAUAACUCAUAUUUCAAGAGGGCUAGAUGCGGAAGGAACUCUGCUAUCAGAUACUGUCAUAAAUGGAUUUGUACCGAAGUCUUUGACGAAUGCAGCUGUGCCUCUUAAGGAAUUCAGUGAGCGCUAUGUUCAGACAGGUCCUGGUCAGCUAUAUGCUUGGUCUUCCCAAAACUUCCUACAAGAUGGCUUCCUGGUACCUUUCCAGUGCAACCAUACAGUGACGUACAACACCAGCCUAGGGAGACAGUCGAUGCUGGUUCAGCUGCUGAAGGUCAGCUCGCUCAGCAUAUACUAUAGCAUUAUAAAUAAAGAGGUCACCUUCACCAUGGCCAGCUCAAUGGAAACAGAUAUCAUGGGAGACCAGUGUCCUCAGGGCUUUGUGAAAGAUAUGAAUUCAUACUGUGCAGAUGAGAAUGAAUGUGCAUUGUUGAAUCCUUGUUCACAUGAAUGCUUGAAUAAAAUGGGGGGCUUUAAUUGUGCCUGCCCUCGUGGUUAUGACUUGGCUUCAAAUGGCAGGAAUUGUACAGAUAUAAAUGAGUGCGUACAAGGCACUCAUAUGUGUCACCAAGGACAGCAGUGUGACAAUCUUGUUGGGUCAUACCGAUGUCUUGUGAGUUGCAGGGUGGGCUUCCGAAAUACAGCAGAUGGCACUGGAUGUGAAGAUGUAGAUGAGUGUCAAGAUGGCACUCAUCUCUGCCGCUACAACCAGAGGUGCGAAAACACAGUUGCAGGAUACCACUGCAGCUGUCCACGUGGCUACAGAUCACAGGGUCUCGCCCGGCCCUGUCUAGACAUAAACGAAUGUCAGAAAAUUCCCAGUCCUUGUGCCUACCAGUGUCGCAACCUUCCUGGAAGCUACAGGUGUUUGUGUCCACCAGGCCAGAUUCUUCUUGGGGAUGGCAAGUCUUGUGCAGGUAUAGAGAAGCCUGCAGUUAACGUCUCCCAUGUUCAUGGAGGCUUUCGCCCACAGCUGGUUUCUACACAUUUCAGUCAAUCAGGGCAGACUCAGACAAAUACACUAUUAACCUGGCAUCCGUUCAGUAAAAAUGGAAACAUCGUUGGACAAGUCAACAGGCAGCCAUGCCCACCAGGAUUCAUAAGACAGAAUAGCAUUUGUACCGAUUUGGAUGAGUGUCAAGUAAGAAACCCCUGCCAGCAUGAGUGUCGAAAUACCCAGGGCAGUUACCAGUGCUCCUGCCCUCCUGGAUACCGUCUAUUGCCCAAUGGCAGAAAUUGCAGAGAUGUCGAUGAGUGUAUGGAACAGAACAUUCAGUGUGGAGCAAACCAGAUGUGUUUCAACACUAGAGGUAGCUUUCAGUGCAUUGACACACCCUGUCCUGCGUCCUACCGUAAAGGAGCCAAUCCUGGUGUCUGUUACAAACGUUGUGUCUUGGACUGCAGUACCGGUGGACCUUACACACUACAGUAUAAACUUUUUACCCUUCCCCAUGGGAUCCCAGCAAAUCAUGACGUAAUCCGCCUCACUGCUUUCUCUGACCGAGGCAUCCUUCAGAAUCAAACCACUUUUACAGUGCUGGAGCGAGCUGCAGACAGUCCAUUCGCCAUCAGAACUGAGAACGGUCGUGGAAUUAUCUACACACAGCGCCAGCUGCUGGACUCCAGAGUGCACAGAAUGAAAGUUCAGGCUGUGUCAUAUGAGGAGCAAGGGAAGAUUAAAUAUCAAAGCGCCUUCAUCAUUUUUAUAGCUGUGUCAUCCUACCCAUAUUGAUUAGCUAGAAAAGACUGCAUAAGGACUCAGUUCAACCUCGCUGUAGACACUGAUGCUUUGCAUCAGAUUGCCUAUUGAUGUUAAAAUAUUUUUACCUGUUUGAAUUGUUUUUAGUAGAUUCAAUAGAGAUGAAUUUUUAAAAUAAGUUGUGUUUGACAGUUGCAAAUGGAAUAUGUGUUGCUGUGCCAUUUUGCUCACUUUUUUUGUAUAUUUAUCUAUUUGAUUGGAGAAUGUGUCUGAAUCAACGAGUUACACUUUUCAGUCUGUUCUGUAAAUAACCCCAAAUGUCACUUUUGUUGUUUUUGAAUAGAGUGAGCAGGUCACAACGUGUAGCUUAACCAGUAGGAAACUCACUGCACACUGUAUUAUAUCACUGAAUGUUAACAUUGGUUUUGCCUGUUUAUCCUUUUUAAUACAUUUGUGUUUUCCAGUUAUGAGAUUAUAUUGUUUUUCUUUGUGUCUUACUGUUUCUGUGUAAGGUACACUGUAAUAGAGAAAAUCUACAAGAUGGAGUAAGUUUGUAGCUUAAUAACGAUUUGUCCCAAACUUAAAAUGUUAAACUGCUUAACAAUUGUAUUGGCAUAAUUUCAUUCUAGGUUUUCUCUGAUUUGUAUUGGGUAAAACUUAAGAAUGCAGAUUUGCACCUUAUGCUGAAAAUAAUUGCGGCACCGUUAGUAUUCUGAGGCUUUAACAAGAAGGCCUUUGAUCAGGCUUUUGAAGGCUUUGAAUUGUGGAUUACUGUAGUACACUGCAAAUUAGGCACAUGUAUAAGGCAAUGUGUAAACUGUAACUAAGGAGUAUAGACAUUGGUGGCAGAUAUGGACCAGCCAAUGUGUAAACUGUAACUAGCAGACAUUGGUGGCACAUACGGACCAGGCAAUGUGUAAGCUGUAACUAGGAGGUAUAGACAUUGAUGGCAGAAACAGACCAGUUGGCUAAAUUGGUCUGCUUGUUUUUCAGCACAUUGAACAUACUUCAGUUUUCAUGUAACUAAGAAUACAUUACAUAUUCUAACAUCUUACUAUAAUUCCAUUAUAUAGUUUUGCAUACCUCUCAGCCUUUUACCACAACUAAUCUGGCAAAGCCAAAAAUAAUGUAAGGAAGGUGUAAAACUAGAGAAAAUUUUAAAUAUUGCUUUUGUGAACUUAUAAAGUUGAUAUAACAACUGGUUUUGCAUUAGCUUGCAUUUUCUGAAGAGUAUGACAUAUGGAUCUCAGUUGUCUGCAAUUAUUUCGUGACUUUAAUUUUCAAUGAUUUUCUUGAGUGCCACAAAUUUUAUGAGAAACACAUCAAAAAUAUGAGGCAAAAAUCUGGACAUUCUGAGAAAAUUUGUGCAGUUAAGGGAUAUGUUUGUCUCAAUGUCAUGACUGUUUUUAAUUUUGAAGCAUUCUUUUUAAAACUACAAAUGAUUUUGCAUAAUCUCCUGUGAAAAAAAUUUACUUAACAUCAGUUUUUAACUGCCCUUCCUUAAAUUUUCAUGCGUGUCCCUUCCUUUGUUCUGCACUAUUUGUCCCAAUGAAGCACUUGAACUUCAUUAAUUCCAGUGAGGUACUUCAUUAAUUCCAGUGUGGUUGUGGGCAAAUUGCUUCUGUUGCUGGCAGAUGUACCAGACAUCGGGUGGCCAUAGUAGUUCCAGAAUUCUGGUCAUGAAAUGCAUUAAAAUAAAUAAAAAAAAAAGUCUGUACUAAUUUUUGUUUUAAGGGAAGAAGGCAAUUUUUGUUUUAUUGUGAUCUUAAUUAUACACAAGGAGAAGCUUUGAAAAUCAGGUGAGCAGGACUGCAUUUUGGCAGCGUGCUAUG
Messenger RNA from Protopterus annectens (West African lungfish), 15683 nucleotides. It is a transcript of the gene HMCN2, whose product is annotated as hemicentin 2. The record is from RefSeq and is a predicted model, not a curated record. Gene Ontology annotation, molecular function: calcium ion binding; axon guidance receptor activity. The transcript has 83 exons. NCBI's taxonomy places the organism in Eukaryota, Metazoa, Chordata, Ceratodontiformes, Protopteridae. The coding region runs from base 685 to 13884 and encodes 4399 amino acids. Gene Ontology annotation, cellular component: axon; plasma membrane; neuronal cell body. Gene Ontology annotation, biological process: homophilic cell-cell adhesion; synapse organization.